Messenger RNA from Thermothielavioides terrestris NRRL 8126, 852 nucleotides. RefSeq lists its product as uncharacterized. The transcript has a single exon. Lineage: Eukaryota; Fungi; Ascomycota; Sordariomycetes; Sordariales; Chaetomiaceae. The record is from RefSeq and is a predicted model, not a curated record. The coding region runs from base 1 to 852 and encodes 283 amino acids.
AUGGGCAACUCCACAUCCCGACCGAGAAAACCCAAGACCAGAGGCCAGUUGUCGAGAACGAACCCAAAGCUCUCCGCGGAAGCCGCCUUACAGCAGCGGAUUUCCCUCAACAGGGCCACACUCGACAAGUUCCUGCAGCAAAUAGGACACCCUAAUCGUGGGAGAACGAGGGACUCGCUUAUUCGACUAGCACAACAACAACGACUCUCCCAGAUCCCGCCGUCGACACCUUCGCACGGAAGGAGCUCACAGACUCCAAUGAGGGAGACGACUACGCCCUUGAACACCACCAACAAUCCCCAGCCAAGCAGCGCGGACCCAAGAUCUCCGACGCCCACCGCAGCGGCUUUCCCCCAGAGAGACAAGCCUCUGCCCCCUCUACCGUUCCCAACCCCACCCCUCUCAUGCGCAUCCACAAGCUCCUUCGGCCCAUCUCAGGUUGCUUAUCACCAGUACCAAGAUGAACACCGGUACCAGCACCAGCACCAUCUCUCAACACAUCACCUCGCACGCGACGUCCACAUCGCACACCACCGCGCCGCAGCCCUCCGACGGCUUGAGCAGUCGUCGCCGCCAUCAUCGGAGGACGACACCGAGAGGGGUGUUGCUAUCGACACCGGCACCUGCGCUGGUACCUUGCCGCGGGGUGGGAGCGGGCGUGGACAUGGAUCUGGAUCUGGACUGGGGGCGUGUCACACCCCGCGGCAAGAGGACGUCCUUUCUCUGCAGAGAAUGUCCCCUGCGACGGUGUACGACAGGUCGCGGUCGCGCGUGCCCGAGGUGAUUCUCCGGCGGAUUGAGCGGGACUGGAACCGGGAGCGGGAGCGGGAGCGGCGCGCCGCGGUGAGUUGA